CCCCGGCCUUCAGACAGGGAGGGGAGAAAAAGGCAAACGACAAGGACGGAGAAGAGGGACACACAGUUCACCUGGGAAGAGGCCAGAGAAUGCAUGCAACUGCAAAGGGUCCCACUUUUUCUUCGGAAUCAGAAAGAGUAACGUGAAAACAAUCGCUUAUGAAGGUUCAAGUUUCGAGCGUCUAGCGGGAAGCCCAACGAUCCCUUCCCCUCAACUCCGCCCUCCUUUUCUUUUUCCUGUUUCAGACUCGCACUCGGAGACGCGAGUGAGAGAGCGCGAUGGAGGAUAGGAGAGGCGGGGUACUCAGGAGCCUCAAGAAGCAACGUCCCUCUAUUAGAUCCUUAUUCCGAAGCGGACAGAAUCCGGCGAAUUCGGCCGCCAUCCCCUCCGAUCAAUGCAUUCCUCAGCUAUCUCAGAUUGCCAAUUCCGUCGUCGCCCGUUGCUCUAGGGUUCUUCUCAUCCAACCCGAGCAGUUACAGCGUCAAUUUGAGAGUCAGAUGCCUGAAGAUGUUAGGCAACCUUCUUGUUAUGCACGCAACCUAUUAGAGUAUUGCUCCUACAGUGCUUUGCACCUCAUGGUUCAGGAACCAGAUCACUUGAGUGACAGGGAAUUCCGUCGCUUAUCUUAUGAUAUGAUGCUUGCAUGGGAAGCUCCUGCUGCUGGUUGUGAAACUUUAUCCAAAGUUGAUGAUAAGAAAACUGUCGGUUUAGAGGCAUUUACACGAAUAGCUCCAGCUGCUCCUUCUAUAGCAGAUAUUAUAGCAGUAGAUAAUCUUUUUGCUGCACUUACAAGUUCAUCAGGUGGACAGCUUCAUUUUCUGAUAUAUGAGAAGUAUCUAAUUGCUCUGGACAAAGUAAUUAGAACUGCAAGGAGCUUUGGUGGAUCUGCAAUGAUUUCAAACCUGCAGCUUGCUGCGGGAGAGAUAGCUAUAGAAGUCGAUGGUACUAUUCCUACACAGCCGGUUUUUCAGCACAUUGGCAUCUCUGCAUGGCCAGGACGUUUGAUAUUGACCAAUCGAUCUCUUUACUUUGAGUCUGUGGGGGUAGGCUCAUUCAACAAAGCCACUAUAUAUGAUCUAUCAUCGGAUUCAAAACAGAUUGUCAAGCGAGAAUGUACUGGUCCAUUGGGAGCUAAGUUGUUUGAUAAAGCUGUCUCAUACAAGUCAAUGUCCUUACCAGAGCCUGUCUCCAUGGAGUUUCCCGAAUUCAAAGGUCAUUUACGUCGAGACUACUGGUUGGCCAUUAUUCGAGAGGUCUUGCACGUUAAUCAAUUCAUUAGAAAGUUCUCUCUCACAGAUGUCAGGGAGGGGGAAGCACUCUCAAGGGCUAUUUUGGGCAUUUUCCGCUGUCGUGCAAUAAGGGAUGCCUUUCACACUGUCCCUGCCCAUUUCAGGACCAUUCUUUCUUUCAGUUUAGCUGAAAAGCUUCCUAAAGGAGAUAACAUCUUGGAGGCUUUAUCUGGCCGUCUCGAAAUGUUAAACAUUGAAAGUGGUGGUUCAUCACUAAAUGGCUCCAAAAUAAAUUCUACUACUAUACAACCAGUUUCACUGUUGACACUUCAAAAAUUUGGCCUAAUCAUCAUGAAGGAGACUGAAGUAAUUAAAGAUGUUAAGUUCUCUAAUGGAGAUGUUUGGGUUGGUGAUGUGAAUCCAUUGGAGUUGGCUCUCAAACAGUCGAAGCUUGAUUCAAGUAAAGCUGAGGCAGCACAUGCAUCUGUUACUCAAAUGAAAGUGGAAGGUGUUGAUACUAACUUGGCAGUGAUGAAGGAAUUACUAUCUCCACUCAUGGAAGUAGCUACAUGGGUUCAGUUGUUGGCCUCAUGGGAGAGCUCAGUUAAAUCAUCAAUUUUCUUGAUGAUAUUCUGUUAUGCAAUUUUCAGGGAUUGGUUCAAAUACAUAUUGCCUUAUUCUUUCUUAUUCCUGGCAGUUCUCAUGCUAUGGCAUAAGCACCAAGCCAAAGGAAAGCCAGUGGAAGUUUUGAAGGUCAUUCAACCACCAAAUCGUAAUCCUGUGGAGCAGCUUUUAGUUUUGCAAGAAGUCAUGGGUCAGUUGGAAACAUAUAUUCAGGCAGCAAACAUUAUCCUUCUCAAACUUCGAGCUCUUUUAUUCUCUGCAUUUCCACAGGCUACAAACACGGCUGCUCUAUUCCUGAUAUUCAUGGCUGUGGUGCUUGUAUUCAUGCCUCUGAAAUAUCUGAUAAUGUGUUUAUUUCUGGAGCCCUUCACUAGGGAGAUGCCACUGCGGAAGGAGACUAGUGACAAGGUUCUCCGAAGACUCAAGGAGUGGUGGAUAAGGAUUCCUGCUGCUCCUGUUCAGAUUAUUAAACCUGAUGAAAGCAAAAAGAGAAGGUGAUCAUGCGAUCUGUUAUGAUUAUCUUGCUGACAGCUCCUGCAGAAUAUCCCCUUGCCUCCGUUUCUCUUCUCUUCUCUUCCUCUUAAGAGGAUUCAAUCCAUUUGGUGUAUAUAUUAUGUUGAAAACAUUCUAAACAGGCCUUAUCAUCUAAAUGGAAAUCCUGGAAUUAGACUAACAAUGUCCUUUCUCUUCCAGCCCAAGACUGGGGGGGGUGAAAACUUUUUAUUUUUAACUUCUAAUCCAUUCAAUUGUAAAUAUUUCAUGAUGCUGUGGAGACUUCUCUGGAUUCUUUGGGCAAGAAGUACAGCUACCAGUUUGUUGAUUCUUGUUGUGCGAGAGAAGAUAACGUUAGUAUGUUUUACUAAACUGUUCCUUGCGAAGCCAAAAUAGAAGGUCUUUCUUAAAUUUGAUCAUAUGGUGGUGUUUGACAUACUCA
Molecule: messenger RNA, 2787 nt
Organism: Nymphaea colorata (pocket water lily)
Lineage: Eukaryota; Viridiplantae; Streptophyta; Magnoliopsida; Nymphaeales; Nymphaeaceae
Exons: 9
Coding region: 279-2351 (690 amino acids)
Source: RefSeq, a predicted model, not a curated record